Molecule: messenger RNA, 2520 nt
Organism: Schistosoma bovis
Lineage: Eukaryota; Metazoa; Platyhelminthes; Trematoda; Strigeidida; Schistosomatidae
Source: the annotation of a GenBank genome assembly
UAAAGGUUUGGCUUUUCAAGGUCGUCUGGUGUCUGUGGUUUUCGGUUGUAUAUUUGUUUAUUCUACGUCUGAUGUCUAGCAAGCAUGAAGGUGUGACUUGUAACGGAUGUUCACGAAGAGACUUCAGGUUUAGGCGAUAUAAGUGUCUAAUUUGUCGUGACUAUGAUCUUUGUGGGACCUGUUUUGAUAAUCAACAAGAAACUGAAAAGCAUUUAAAUUCUCAUCCGAUGCAAUGUUUGAUCACUAAAGCAGAUCAUAAUGUAUUUUACUGUGGUGAGAGCUCAACUAAAUAUUCUGUUCAAAGUUUCACUUGUUCAGUAUGUGGCCAGUUAGGCUUUACAGAAUCGUCUUUAUCAAGUCAUGUUUUUACUCAUCAUCCUAAUGCUAUUGAUUCAGAAGUACUUUGUCCAUUUUGUGCAAUUCAAACAGAAGGUGAUCCUAAUCGUACUACACAUGAUAUUGCAAGUCAUUUUAAAAGUGUUCACAACCUUCAACCUCCCGUCAAUGGUAACACCAUUCAGUCAUCACAGUCUGCCAAUAAUCACCCUAAAACUUCAGUCUCUGAAGUUGUUAGCUUACGUACACGACUUAGGAAUCAGUCUGUCAGCUAUGAUCGGCUUAAGAAUGUCAACAACAUUAAUGCUAAUACUAUCACUUCACAACACCAUUGUUCUUCAGCAGAUAGAUCAUGUUGUCACAAUCAGCAUAGUGUAAGUUCGAAUCAUAACAUAUCACAUUCAUUGUCAUCGAAUUCACGUUUUACUUCUGGUUGCAUAGUAGCAAUGAAAAACUACUUAGAAAGUUAUGAAAUUAAUAAAAAUGUUUGUCAUAAUGAUGAUACUAAUGGAUUACUUGACCAACCUACUGACUUAUUGUUACAUAACAAGAAUGAAAUAACUAGAAAUUCUCCUACUGCCUUACAUUAUGAACAUGAUAUUAACGCACUGAAUUCACAAUCCGAAUUAAACAAUGAUGUCGGCGAUAUGAACAAUCGAAGUCCAGUGGUCGAAACUCCGGGAAAUACAAGCCAUUGUACGUCAACUGCUUCUGUUAUUCAAAACUCAGGACCCACCGACAGUCCUUCUUUUACCGAGAAUAUGGCUACUACUGGUCAUCAGGCUGUUAAUCCAACGAUUGAUUCCAACUCUAACUUGGAAUCUUUCACUUCGGAAGUAUUUGACCAUAAAGUGAAAUCAAUAAAUCCUAAUUCUUCAAACCAUUCAAAGUCAUUAUCGGAAGAUUUACAUAUAAAGUCAAGUAAUGAUGAAAAAUCUAAAGAACCAAAUAAAAAACACGUCUUUAAUUCACAUUGUAUGAAUGAUUCCCGAUCAGCAUUACCAUCUGUUGUCAACCAAGAUGAAUGGGAUAUCGAUUGGCACAUAUUUUUGAAUGAAUUAAUUUGGUCUAGUUUGUGUAGUAAUGAAGUCUUAUCGAAUGAUACCUGACGUUUCAUUAAUAUGUAAUACGGAUGCUGAUGAUAUGAUUUAUCAAGAAUAUUUUUAAUGUUACUUUUUUACUUCAUUAGUAUAUUACCCCACUCGAUAAGACUGUCAUUUUAGACUUGCAGUGCUCAACUGUGUAUGGAUGCCGUAUCUCUGGUGUUUGUGUGUCAAACGGCUUUUAUGUUCAUUUUAAUUGUUAAGGAGUAAACGACCUGUUGCAUUCACUGCUUGUACAUGUGAGUCGACUGGUCUAACAAGAUGUGUAUAUACAAAUAUAUAUUCUGAAGUAUUUAUUCAAUACAAAAAAAACAAUAAAUCGUUAGCUUUAUUGUUAAUAUUAACGCUAAACAAGUUACUAAUUUCUUCUGCUUAUCAUAUUCCAUUAUUUUUGGUAUGCUGACUACCAGCACACUUUUCAAGUCCCAUUACAUUUUAUUUUGCUCAGCCCUUCUUGGUUUAACAAAAACAAGCGUAAAAGAAUACUGUGAUUAGUGUUCUAUGUGUUUAUGACAUAUACCAUUCUAUGAAGGUAAUGGUAAAAAUUCAGUUUUUGGAGAAAAUAUUUUUUAUUUCCUUAUAAUAUAAUACAUGAGAUAUACAUAACGUAUAUAAUGACGUGCUCAAUAAUUUUUGUGUAAGAAAUUAUUAUUGGCUUUGAAAUCGACUUUCUACUUUCCUUUCAACUACCGUGUUUUACAUAUACAGUAUGUUUCGCAUUGUAUUGGGGAUUUUAAUAGGGCUCAGUGUACAACCUACUGUGUAAUCUCUCACUAAGACAGUGCUGUCACUACACUGAAAGGUUGAAUCCCACACAUUGUAUGUUCCUUUUAGGUUUGUUUUUAGUAUGUCGCCGAUGGCAAAACUGAAUAGGAAUGAUGGGACUCGGCAAACAUAUAUAAACCCGCUGUUGUUGUGGAACAAUAGAGACGGUUGUAUGGCCUCACUCUGUGUGAAAUAUAUUCUCAUAGUAGCUUUAAGGUGGUAAUAAAUCUCCCAGUUACGCCCUUCCAACGGGAUCCCAACAGAGCUCUAUUCAACGGACCAAAGACCCCUCUAUUGUCAAGGGCGUGUGUUGAAG